Gracilinanus agilis (Agile Gracile Mouse Opossum) is the source of this 1095-nucleotide messenger RNA. It is a transcript of the gene RAB43, whose product is annotated as RAB43, member RAS oncogene family. Gene Ontology annotation, biological process: regulation of exocytosis; protein secretion. The record is from RefSeq and is a predicted model, not a curated record. Gene Ontology annotation, molecular function: GTPase activity; GTP binding. NCBI's taxonomy places the organism in Eukaryota, Metazoa, Chordata, Mammalia, Didelphimorphia, Didelphidae.
AUGCUAUGGGCGGGGUUGCGGAGGGGCCGGACUGGAGACGGGGCGGGCUGGAGGCGGUACGCUCCGGCCGGGCUGGACUUGGGGCCGAGCCUGGCAGCCGGGCGGCAGUUCCGUGGUGUCUGUUCCGCAGGUGCAGCGCGGCUGCCUGCAGCGCGGCUGCCUGAGCAGCGACGGCUCCACGUCGUUGGGAGGAGGAGCAGAAAGAUAGCCUGCGGCUGAAAGGACCGGCCGGGCGCUGUCUUUGCGCGGGGACCGUGGCCUUGCUCCCUUGACCGCCGCCGCCCGCCUGCAGUGCCCUCCAGUCCCCGCGGGGCCGGGGCCAUGUCGGGGCCAGGGCCGGGCCCGGGGGAGCCGGACGAACAGUACGAUUUCCUGUUCAAGCUGGUGCUGGUGGGAGACGCGAGCGUGGGCAAGACGUGCGUGGUGCAGCGCUUCAAGACGGGCAGUUUCUCGGAGCGCCAGGGCAGCACCAUCGGUGUGGAUUUCACCAUGAAGACGCUGGAGAUUCAGGGAAAGCGGGUCAAGCUUCAAAUCUGGGACACUGCUGGCCAGGAGCGUUUCCGCACCAUCACGCAGAGUUAUUACCGAAGCGCCAAUGGAGCCAUCCUUGCCUAUGACAUCACCAAAAAGAGCUCAUUCCUCUCUGUGCCUCACUGGAUCGAGGAUGUCAGAAAGUAUGCAGGCUCCAACAUAGUCCAGCUGCUGAUUGGGAACAAGUCAGAUCUAAGUGACCUUCGAGAAGUUCAGCUGACCGAAGCUCAGAGCCUGGCCGAGCACUACGAGAUCCUCUGUGCCAUCGAGACGUCUGCCAAGGACUCCAGCAAUGUGGAGGAAGCCUUUGUGAAGGUGGCCACCGAGCUCAUGAUGAGGCACGGGGGGCCUGUGUUUAGUGAGAAGAACACAGACAACAUUAAACUUGACAGCAAGGACGUGGUGGAAGGCUGGGGCUGUGGGUGCUGAUGGCGGUGGGGCCAGGAAUGAUAGACAGUGCUGAUACUGUAGUUUCCUUUGACUUAAUGCUAAGUAGUAUCCUUGCAAUAACUCCUGCCCCAGGACAAGGGGACCAACGAUUCUGUAGUAGCCAGAGCAGUUAUG